Molecule: messenger RNA, 1767 nt
Organism: Eremothecium cymbalariae DBVPG#7215
Lineage: Eukaryota; Fungi; Ascomycota; Saccharomycetes; Saccharomycetales; Saccharomycetaceae
Gene: SPT8
Product: SAGA complex subunit SPT8
Exons: 1
Coding region: 1-1767 (588 amino acids)
Cellular component (GO): Cdc73/Paf1 complex
Molecular function (GO): protein binding
Source: RefSeq, a predicted model, not a curated record
AUGGACGAAGUAGACGACAUAUUAAAUCAAAACCAGGUUGUAGAAGAGGAAGAGGAUGAGGAUGAUCUGACUGAAGAAAUUGCAGGUGUUGCUGAACCUACAAACGCUAAUGACGAGGAUGGUCAGGACGAAGAUGAAGAGCAGGAUCAAAACAUGGAAGAAGAGGACGAAGAAGAAGGAGAUGAUGACGAUGACGAUGAUGAGGAUGACGAUGAAAUAGAGGAUGACGAUGAAGACAUCGAUGAGGAUGACGAUGAGGAUGACGAGGAUGAGGAUGGGGUCAAUGAUGGCGAUAUGGAUGGGAACACACGGAAUGGGACCACAAGUACCAAUACUACACCAGAUAGCGAGUCAAAAAGGACUUCUGGUUAUGACAAGAUCCACAUGUACUAUACAGAAUUGGCAAGAAACGCAAGAAUUGCAUCAGUGUACUCCAUUACACCGUCCGCGGCCAUUCCGAUUCAGACGCAAGUUCAUUCUAUUACAAUGUCAAAAGGUCUAAAGUAUCUGUUUCUUGGAGGGCAGGAUGGAUACAUCAGAAAAUUCGAUUUUCUGAAUACAAUUGAAGGGAAGCUCUCUUUGACGAUUUUACAGAAGCAUUCACUUGUAGAGUCAAUUUCUAAUGCAGGUAUUUUGACGUCAUACUGGGAGAAUGAGAUUCCUCAAUUACGAAAAGAUAUGAAACUCACAAAAAAUGGUAAGGAGUAUGAACCAAAGGUAUCUCCGGUGCAUGCUUUGGAAGUCCAGUCAGAAUGCUUGUUUGUUUUGGCAGGGCAAGAAAAUGGUGGAAUCACAUUACAAGGUGUUCGAUAUAUGGAAGGCCAAAUAGGAUAUUAUUUUAAGAAACACAAGAGUACCGUAAGUUUGCUGAUGUUGAACGACAGUGAGGAUAAAUUCUUAAGUGGCUCCUGGGAUAAACAGUUAUUGGAAUGGGACUUAGAAACGGGAGAGUGUGUGACUGAAUUUAAAGGCGCUUCAUCACAAUUAUCCACUUUGGCAUAUAGGCCAUUGUUCUCCACAGUGGAAAUUUCGUCUUGCCGAUCUGACCAGAUUAACAACUCCAGCGACGUUAAGUCGGAUAAUGGUAAAGAAGAUGAUGAUAUGGAUUCUCUUUUUGGCGACGAAGACGACGAUCCGCUCGCUGACAAACCCAAGGAUAAAGAAUUAACCGUCGACCAAUCUCAACAAACAGACACCGCUGCCCCAACUCCAACUCAAAUGCUCGAUUCUCUGGACAUCAUUGAUAAAACUACCCUCAGGACAAAAUAUAAUGAAAACGUGUUACUUACAUCUUGUAUUGAUGGCGCAAUCCAAGUGUGGGAUCGCAGAAUUUCUACUUCUCCACAAAUAACUUUCCCCAGGCAUAAACUAACCCCGCCAUGGUGUAUGUCUGCAUGCUGGUCAAACGAUGGUGAUAAAGUGUAUGCAGGUAGACGGAGUGCAAUUGUCGAGGAAUAUGAUCUACGUAAAAUCUCCCAAGUAAGCAAAACUUUAAGGUUACCCAAAAUUUCGGGUCCAGUAUCCUCUGUUAAAGCGUUGCCCAAUGGUAGACACAUAUUAUGUGCGUCACAAGAUAACAUAAGACUGUAUGAUGUUAAUUCUAGCACAUCCACGCCAUUUUUAAUCGUACCCGGUCACCAUGGUGGCACAAUUUCACACCUGUAUGUCGAUCCCAGUUGUAGAUUUUUGAUAAGUACCAGCGGGAAUAGGGGAUGGCAAGGAAAUUGCACAGACAUUACCUUAAUUUACCAUAUUGAUCUAGAAUAA